Molecule: messenger RNA, 2180 nt
Organism: Frankliniella occidentalis (western flower thrips)
Lineage: Eukaryota; Metazoa; Arthropoda; Insecta; Thysanoptera; Thripidae
Gene: Tbp
Product: TATA-box-binding protein
Exons: 4
Coding region: 230-1147 (305 amino acids)
Biological process (GO): DNA-templated transcription initiation
Molecular function (GO): RNA polymerase II general transcription initiation factor activity; DNA binding
Source: RefSeq, a predicted model, not a curated record
CGGUGUGUUUUGUUUUCAGUACGGAAAGGCGCAGAAAAAUUGGAGGUUGGUUGGUUUUGUGUUGUGAUGUCUGAAGCCUGCCCGAUAACGACACCGAAUCGUACUCAUUCAUUGAGAAAAUGUCGUGAACGAUUGAGUUUUGCGGGGUGGCAAGGGAAAGGCAAACUUCGUGAUUGAUUGUAUAGGAGUAUUGAGUUUAUAGUGAAAGUGAAAAAUAUACAACGUCAACAUGGAUCAAAUGCUGCCGAGUCCAUCGGCUUUCAGCAUCCCAAGUAUUGGGACCCCUCUUCAUCAACCAGAGGAAGACCAAAUGAUCCUUCCACAUGCUCAACAACAACAGCAACAUAAUCUCCAGUCCUCAAACAGCAUGGGAGGCGGUCUUCCUUCCUUGGGAGGACCGUCCUCAAUGAUGACUCCUCAUAAAAUGCACACUUAUGCCCCUUCAGUGGCCGGAUUUCAAACACCUCAUAGUAUGAUGCAGCCUCAGACACCACAAAACAUGAUGUCUCCAAUGAUGGUCGGACCUCCAAGUCACCCACCCAUACCUUCAAUAGGUCCAUCAACGCCUGGUCCCAUGACCCCUAUGACACCAGCUUCUGCAGAUCCUGGAAUUGUUCCUCAGUUACAGAAUAUUGUUUCAACAGUGAACCUUAAUUGUAAGCUUGAGUUAAAAAAGAUUGCUCUUCAUGCAAGAAAUGCCGAAUACAAUCCAAAGCGAUUUGCAGCUGUUAUCAUGAGGAUAAGAGAACCAAGAACUACUGCCCUGAUUUUUAGUUCUGGUAAAAUGGUCUGCACUGGUGCUAAAAGUGAAGAAGAUUCUAGAUUAGCAGCCAGAAAAUAUGCAAGAAUUAUUCAAAAGCUUGGAUUUCCUGCUAAAUUUUUGGACUUCAAAAUUCAGAACAUGGUUGGCAGCUGUGAUGUGAAGUUCCCUAUUCGCCUAGAAGGGUUGGUUCUUACGCACGGACAGUUCAGCAGUUAUGAACCUGAAUUGUUUCCAGGUCUCAUAUAUCGUAUGGUUAAACCUAGAAUUGUGCUAUUAAUAUUUGUUUCUGGUAAAGUGGUAUUAACAGGUGCUAAAGUAAGACAAGAAAUUUAUGAUGCGUUUGAUAAUAUUUAUCCCAUUUUAAAAAGUUUCAAGAAGCAGUGACUUUUUUUUAUUUCAAUUUCAAGACUGUUUGUAGCUUUUGAUCUAAAAAAUUAUCAGUGUUUUCUUUCUAUUUUGAAGUAGUCCAAAAUAUUUUGGUGCUUUUAAUUAUUCUUUUUUUCCUUGUUCUGUACAUGGCAUGACUGAUUCAUGUAAAAAGUUCCACAGAGCUACACUUUUUGAUGAGACACUAUUUGAAAACAAAGAAACUAAAAUAUUUUUCUAUUUAAAUGUAACUCAAGUUUUCUUUGGCAGUUAAUGCAAGUAACUUUAAGUGCAAUGAUACAGGACCAAAGCCUUUGACUUCUAGGUUUAGUUGAUCUCAUUCUAUUAAAAAAAAAUAUGUUAUGACAAUGGCUUUUGUCUGAGUUUCUCAUCAAUGUACAAUGGCACAGAAAAGUUCCUCAUUUGUUAAUGUUGAAGAGAUUUUGUUUGUGCCAUCACAUCUGUAAUUAAAGAGUGAUAUUUCAAUGAAUUGUUAAUUGUGAGAAUUUCUAAGUAUGAAUUUACUUGCUCUAUGCUAUCAUCCAUUAGAAGUACUUAUGUGAUUAUUGUAUUAUUAAUAUAGACUUCAAGUUACACAUGGGAUAUCAUUUGGUUUGUUCUCAAAUCUCAAUCUACAUGCAUUGUGAUGGCAGUCAAGUCAGUAUCACUCAAGGUCAGUUCAUAGCUUUACCAGUUCUAAUUUUCAGUUUUAUCACUGUUAUGGUUGUAUAAACACUGUACCUAUGUAAAUUUUUUUUAAUUUUAAAGUUUUUCUUGAUGAACCAAUGCAAUGCUUAGAUUUUGUGUAUAUUUCAUAUAAAUAGCUAGCAGUUUUCUUUCACGGCAUUGCAACUUGGUCCAAGGUUUACAAGCGUAACUAUUCUAAACUAUGUCAUAAGUGUAAAUUUGAUAGCUGUUUAUAUCAGUGUGUGGGAUUUUUAUGUAUAUUAUCUUUGUACCAUGUAAAUAUUACCACAAAUCAUUUAUUAUAAUGUGCCUUUGUAUGUUUGAAAACAUUUGUUGGUUUAUUACAGUCAAACUUAAAUCUGAA